UCAAAAAAUACUCACAAGUUCAUGUAUUAAUAGUCUUGCUUUUCUUAACAGUCGUGAUGUCCGAAUACGUUUUUUCAUAUGUGAGAAGAGAAACAAAAGUCUUUGAUACUAGUCACGAGAACAUCCAAGUAAUGAUCGAAGGAAUAAAUAGUGAUAUCGCGAUGGUUUUUCUUGUAUAUAAAAAUGAUAAUCCGGAUGAGUCAACGAAGGUAGUUUUUAUGAAUGCGACAGCUGAAGAAAAAAUAGAACCUGUACGUGUCAAGGAUAGAGAAAGCUAUCUUGUAACUUGGAUAAAUAACUAUGAAUUAUCUGUGGAUGGUAAACGAAUUUUUAAGUUAAAACAAAAAAAAGAGCAAGGGGCUUUUCGAGGUCUUCAAGAGUUUUUAGUAAAUAAAUAA
Molecule: messenger RNA, 398 nt
Organism: Racocetra fulgida
Lineage: Eukaryota; Fungi; Glomeromycota; Glomeromycetes; Diversisporales; Gigasporaceae
Source: the annotation of a GenBank genome assembly